CACACAAGUUUUUUUAGGUUAGGUUUCUUCUCGGUUCGUUUUACCAAAGAAAGUUCUCUCUUCUCGUGGAGAAUAUACUGUAUAGAUGUGUGUGUGUGACUAUAAAUAAAGUGAGACGUUUCCGAAAUUAGAAGACCUGGGGUUUGCCCACUAAAUAUAACCUCUUCAGUCUCAGUUGUCAAACUGAGCCGGUUGGUGCGUGUGGUGUCGGAGAAAAUCAAGGUUUUUCCGAAAACGUAUAAAAAAGUUAAUAAUAAACGCAGACAAGAUGUCUGGACAAAUUUCGGACGCGGUUAAAAAGUGUAUCGCAAUUUUGCAAAAUGCGACGAAUGAUACUGAAAAAUUUGCCGCUCUUUUUAUGGUAACAAAAUUGGUUAAAGGUAAAGACUGUAACGCGACAGCGAAGAAAGCCAUAUUCGAAGCGAUAGGAUUUAAAUUCCUAAAACGAUUAUUAUUAACGUCCGAUGUUCCCGUUGAUUGUCCACCGGCAAUUUAUAAAUCCGUAGCUUUAUCAAUUCUAACCGUUUUUUGUAACGAACCAGAAUUAGCGACACACCCGGAAAUGCUAGCAAAUAUUCCCGUAUUUUUGGAUAUAGUACAACAAGCAGAUGCGAGUGAUUACGACGAUAACUUGAUUAUCGUCGGAGAAGCUUACGGUUGUUUAAAAAGUAUAGCAGAACACGAACCGGGACAAAAAGCUUUAUUUGAUGUUGGAGCUGUUUCGAAAAUGUCCGAAAUUUACGCCCAGCAAAGUUUUCAAACCGACGAAGCUUUAAACAUUCUUGUUAUGCUGGUGACAAAGUUUGGAUCGAAAUCAUGGGAUCGAAAUAAUCCGAAAAGUUUUCAUACCAUCGUGAAUAAAAUCGCUUUGGAUUUUGAAACAGAUCACGACGAACGAAAAUUCGAAUUAUGUACGAUUUUAAAUGGGUUAUUAUUUAAUUGUCCGAGGAAAGAAAUUGCGAAAACUGCGAACGAUGAAAUUUGGCCAAUGAGCAUCUAUAAAGGAUUAACAGAUAUUUUACAAAGUAAAAUCGGUAAACAACAAAGAAACCCCGCUUUAAUAUUAGCCUCUACGAUGAUUGAUUUGCUUGGAAUUGAAUUUGUUAUAAACGAAGAAAAACCGGAAGAUAAACCAAAACAAUUCUUUUUGUUAUUGAUUCAAUUGGCGGCGAUCGAAAUAAGAAUGCAAUUGGAUGGAAAAAGUUUACAACAAGCUUUCACACAAGGUGAAUUAGUAACCGGUUGUUAUAUUAUUUUGGAGUUAUCAAUUAAUUAUAUAUCAACUGAUCAAUUAGAUUUGGAUCAAAAAGAAAAACAAACUUUGUAUACCGGUUUAAAAGGUGCUUUUUCGGCCAUCAUUGGCUUAUUAACAAAAGUUUCAAAUGAUAAAAACGCGAAUAAUCUUCCUAUAAAUGAAAAAUUAUUUAUUUGUGGCACUGUAAGAGUUUUAGUUGCUUGGUUAGCACAAGAAACGUCGGCAAUGCGACCUCAAGUUUAUCAAUUAUUGCCGUUUAUGUUACGGUUAUGUAAUGAAACAUUUAGAGCAUGUAAAGAACGUCGUUUAGCCGAAAAAUCUGGAACUAAUCUUGAAUUAAAUCCUUUAUCGCAAUUUGAUAUUCUUCGAAUUACUCUACCUGCAUUGUGCCAUCUAGCGGUAGAAGAUGAAGCGAGAAAAAUAUUAUUUAAACUUCAACAAGAAGACGUUUUAUUUGAAUGUUUUCAAUUUCAUUGGUCGAUUGUUCAUUAUAAAAGACCUCCGGUGCCAAGAUCUGAGCGUUUAAAAGUUUUAAAUCAACCCCCUCCUGAAUUAACACCUGAUAUUCUUGAAGAAAUGCAAGAUUCUCGUGCGGCUAUGAUAAGUACUUGUAAUAUUUUCAUGAAUUUAACCGUCUUAGAACCAAAAAUUGUUGAAGAUUCAACGGUUUUUAAUAACUUAAUGAAAUUUUUGUUUGAAAACUUACCGGAAUUAAAAGAUAUCCCGGAAAAUUUGGUUUUGCACGGAAAUUUAGCCGUCCUCGGGUUACUCCUUCUAAAACAACAAUCAAAACGAAUCAAACAAAAUGAUUUUUCAAUUUGUCGCUAUAUCCAGGCUACAAUUCGAUUCCUUUGGGAUGCGUAUACAAUUGACGAAUCAAAUGAUCCUUCCGCUUUAGUUGUUGCGAUGUCUUACAAAGAAAAAUGGAUGGAAUUAAUGGAACUAUGGUUUUUGGGGAUGCAAACGAUGUCCGGAGUUUUAACAUUAAUUCCGUGGAUUAGCGAUUUUGCAAUUGAAAGCGGUUGGGCUGAAGGUAUCGUGAAUACGUUGAAGAAAGUUAAAGUCGGCGCGUUACAGCCGAACGUGAAGUCGGCUUAUGAAGAUUUUUUGUGUCAUUUGGUUGAGGCUAAUAAGAAUGUUGUUGAUGUUUUGAAGAAAGCGAACGCUUUAACGAUGUGCAGAAAUCACCGAUUUAUGGAGUUGGGAAAGAAAUUGUUUGGGGAUUAAUUUUUUUUGUUUGUCUUUAAAAUUAUUUUUUUAUCGAUAAGAAAAAAAGUCGCAAAAAAUAAAUUGUGGGUGUUGUUAUUGUCGAGUUUAAAACAAUAUUAAAUCCGAUUUUUUUAUGUUCCUUUUAAAUAUCUAAGGGUUUUCAUGUUUUUUAAUAAAAUUUUUUUGCUCGCUCCUCUUUUUUUAUGUAUAACCAAUUUUUACUUGAUA
Messenger RNA from Onthophagus taurus, 2692 nucleotides. It is a transcript of the gene Neurochondrin, whose product is annotated as neurochondrin. The record is from RefSeq and is a predicted model, not a curated record. Lineage: Eukaryota; Metazoa; Arthropoda; Insecta; Coleoptera; Scarabaeidae. Gene Ontology annotation, biological process: neuron projection development; regulation of neuronal synaptic plasticity. Gene Ontology annotation, cellular component: dendrite.